GUUGCUGAUGGAAUCUCUGACAGUGAACUUGAUUACCACUAUACUACUGCACGGUACUACCAUACAUACAUUGUAACAUUUCAUACACGGAAAGCCUACCAAUUAGCGGCAACAUGUGUCCGCGCAAGUGAGAAACUUCGUCAAGUUUUCGCGAAGUUGUUAAACAUUGUGGAGUCCAGCAGCCACCUGGAUUUAAUAGAUAUCCUCCCACAGUCUCACAUAACAACUUUUGGUCUUCGAAGGAAUUAUUAGUCAGCAGAAAUUCGCCAGUGUAUCUGUUAUCACUCUUCACUUCAGUCAGUUAUAUAGAAGGAAACUGAAUGACAGGACGUCUUGUGGCAGAUCAAACACAGAACCAGCGCCGACGAUAUUCGUGAUCCGUUAUAAAAUAACUCGUACAGAAAUUGAUAAUUGAAGAAUGGUUGGAAAUGCAACUGUCUGAACCCUGAGAGAAAGCACGAAGAGGGGGAAUUAUGGAUACAGGUUAUAACCUCAGUAAUAUAGUCGACUGCAACAGUAGCAACCCCUCUUGCCAUGAUCCCGUGGAUGGCGUGGAGGAAAAAGCGACAGAAUUGUACAUCGUCGUGGCCAUCCUCACCCUCUUCAGCAUCGUCGGCACCAUCGGCAACGCAACCUCCUUUUACAUCUACUUCAAGCGACGCGACAAGUCGACCUCAGUGAUUUUCAUUCUAGCUCUGGCCGGUACGGACUUCUUGACCUGCCUCGUGAUUAUUCCCUAUACUAUUAUCUUUGAACUAGUCAACUAUUACCUGUACUAUGACAUCCUGUGUAAAUUAUACAUGUUCCUCAUCACCUCCAAUAUACCUUUCUCGGCAUUCAUUAUGACGGCCAUAGCAUUCGACAGGUAUUUAUGUAUUUGUCACCCGUUUCUACACGCUUUGAAUGUGACGAGAGCCAAAAUUCUUGUGCUGUGCCUUGCUUUUUUGGCACUUACUUUUGGCAUGAUCACCGGUUUAUCCUAUGGUACUUAUUCAAAUUAUUUCGGUCCAGAAGAAAUGGAAGGUAUGGUUUCACCGGAUUUAUUUUACAAUACGACAGAAUAUGACGUAAUGGAUUACCCGGAUGCCGUAGCCAACAACGAGACAAACGAAACAACAACAAACCGCGGGAUUUAUUUCCAUGGUGAUUGUGCUCUGAACAAAUUAAUUAUAAGUGAUGAGUUUUUAAACGCGUAUCAGAAGGUUUAUACCGGAUGUUUUCUAGUUUCAUUUGUGGCUGUCGUAAUCUUGUAUUGUAUGAUAUACCACUCGAUCCUCGCGCGAAGAGCUAAGAAAGCCAAAAGAAAGCGGAAGAAGUAUUAUACAAGUGUAGCAGGAACUGAACGGGAGGCCAACACAAUGAAUACCCUAACAACGACGGUCAAUGGCAAUUCGGGAGUGCCGGUCACAGAUAAGGUUACCUCCCAAAAACCGGGUAAACGGCCAAGCACUGUCCGAGAUACGACACUCUACGCUAACAUAAAAACUGCUUUGAUGUUGUUCGUGGUGACCAUAGUUUUUACCAUAGCUUUUCUGCCUUCUUGGUUGAUGGCUCAUCAGCUAUUGCCGUUCAACAUGAUUGUAUUCUACAUGUAUUUCUCUUAUAACCUGGCUAAUCCUAUCAUAUACGCCUUUAUGAAUCAAACAUUUCGAGAGGAUUUAAAGAACAUUGUUAAAAUAUGUAAAUAGGUCAAAAAAAAUAAUAAGACUCUUUCGUUUUGUUUGUAUUCUGCCCUUUGUGUAAAUAUCAGCAGUUUUUUUUCUCAAUUUGGAAUUUCCUUUCUCUUUUAUUUCCAUUUUCUCUUAUUUGAAUAAAAAUCAUUAAAAUGUUCCAAA
This is a messenger RNA of Patella vulgata (common limpet), 1835 nucleotides long. Its product is annotated as neuropeptide Y receptor type 4. The coding region runs from base 474 to 1688 and encodes 404 amino acids. The transcript has 4 exons. Gene Ontology annotation, molecular function: G protein-coupled peptide receptor activity. NCBI's taxonomy places the organism in Eukaryota, Metazoa, Mollusca, Gastropoda, Patellidae. Gene Ontology annotation, biological process: neuropeptide signaling pathway. Gene Ontology annotation, cellular component: membrane. The record is from RefSeq and is a predicted model, not a curated record.